This is a messenger RNA of Lactuca saligna, 294 nucleotides long. NCBI's taxonomy places the organism in Eukaryota, Viridiplantae, Streptophyta, Magnoliopsida, Asterales, Asteraceae. The record is from the annotation of a GenBank genome assembly.
AUGAGGUUGAUAGCUGCAGAGGUUGGUGGGUCUGUUGAAGCUAAUCCAGUAAAUGCACAGGUUGAGCUUUUUGAUGCUUUAUUAGAUGGAUGCAGAGAAGUAGUUAAAGGAGGAACUAUGGACCCUAAGGCUAAUGAUGUAUUAAGUCGAGUGGAAGAACUUCAACUCCUUGCAAAACGAGUAAACUGCUAUAAUGAUCCAAUCUCACAGUUUCAGGCUUUGAUGUACCUCAAACCUGCAAUUUGGUCUAAAGGUUGUGGCUGGAAUCAGAGUAGGCUUUUUCUCACUACAUAA